Molecule: messenger RNA, 838 nt
Organism: Cryptococcus deneoformans JEC21
Lineage: Eukaryota; Fungi; Basidiomycota; Tremellomycetes; Tremellales; Cryptococcaceae
Product: GTPase, putative
Exons: 11
Coding region: 198-728 (176 amino acids)
Molecular function (GO): GTPase activity; GTP binding
Source: RefSeq, a predicted model, not a curated record
UAUCGGGUACCACCUGUGUCCUUUUUGCCUCGUCUUUUCUAUUGCCGUUGCUACAGCGCAACAUCAAGAACGAUAAUCUGCGAGUUAUUCUACUACUUCUGCAUACCGCACAAUGUCUCGAACAACCUCGUUUAAGCUCGUCCUUCUCGGAGAAUCUGCUGUUGGAAAGAGCAGCUUAGUUCUCAGAUUCGUGCGAAAUGAGUUCUCAGACUUCAGAGAAUCGACUAUCGGUGAGCGCUGCAUUUCUUACUCAAUCAGUAAAGCUUAGCGAGUCUACAUCUAUCAAAUUCGAGAUAUGGGAUACGGCAGGACAAGAACGCUACAAAUCGCUGGCUCCCAUCUACUUUAGAAACUCAAACGCCGCUGUAAUUGUUUACGACAUUACCCAACCGCCUGAGACAUCCUUUGAAAAGGCCAAGUCUUGGGUGCGGGAACUCCAACGUCAGGCUGACCCGUCAAUCGUGAUUAUGCUUGUCGGAAACAAGACAGAUAUGGAAUCUCAGCGGAAAACUUCUCGUGAGAUUGGUGAACAGUAUGCCAAAGAAGAAGGAUUGCUGUUUGCAGAAGCUAGUGCAAAGACCGGGGAAGGAGUCGAGGAACUUUUUAUGGAGAUCGCUAAAAAGCUUCCUCUUGCCCCACCGCCGCCGAGAGGGCAAGUUGCUGGUGGUAAAGGUGUUCAAGUAUCCGGACAGGAAGACUCUGCCACUCCUUCAGCUUGUACAUGUUAAAUUUCGUGCACGACGUGCCUUAUAGAGUGCUUUUUCUUUACGUAUCAGGCUUUGAGCAGUAAUACAUAUUUGUGUUGAUAUUUUAAUGUAUGGAUAUACAUAUGCGGUCG